This is a messenger RNA of Peronospora farinosa, 966 nucleotides long. The record is from the annotation of a GenBank genome assembly. NCBI's taxonomy places the organism in Eukaryota, Oomycota, Peronosporomycetes, Peronosporales, Peronosporaceae.
AUGUCAGCUGUGACAUGGUGCUCCUCGUGGUCCAUCUCGACGAAUGUCAAUGUCCACGUACAGCUCCUGAACGAGAGCGUGGCGACUCUCUCGUCGCUGCCAUUGCAUUUAACUCGACCAGAAGGCGAUGCCUCUGUCCCGUGCCAAUUGUCGCUCCUCUGGGCGCAACAGCCUCUGCGCUGCACUCAGCUCCAGCUUGAGGUGCAAUGCUCUGCUCGUCAUGUGGAAGUCUACGCAGAAGGCACGAGGCACAACCUGCUGGGUGAGAUGGAGAAGGGAGAAGUGUAUUUGGGCACGUUCCGAGGCACGAAAAAGAGCUCCGAACCGCAGCUAUUUGCCAUGUCACCAAGCUUUAUGAGCAAUAAAGACUGCGACGUGCUCAAAAGUUUGCAAACUUUGCGAAUCAAAUUUGUGUCGUUAAUGGGGGAUAAAAGUGUACUGAAUUUGCAAGAAUUUCGAUGCAUCUUCAAUCCUAUGGAACCAGUGGAUACAAGUACGGCGGGACUGACAGGUAAGAUAGCUGGACUAGAUCUCAAGGGAGUAUCAGGUGGUGCUCUGGACAUGCAGAUGCUCCUGAAAGGUUUUCAGCAAACAAUGGAGAGAGAAAUGGAAACGAAGAUUACACGAGUCAUGGACGCAAAGAUUUCAGCGCUGGUUCAACGGUUGGCAUUGUCGGAGCAGGCACUUUUGCAUUUGCACAAGAAGAUGGAUACGAAAGAUGCCCACGUUCAGGGUAGUCUGGACGAGAUGAAACAGAAGUUUUGGCAAUUGGAAGAUCAGCUGAGUCAAUUCAGCGUCGCAAAAGAAGUAGAGCGGGAGAAAAAGGACGAUCCUGAUUAUGCGAGAACAAUCGCGGCGAAGCGGCGAAUAGUCAGCGAUCAAGGAGUUCCACCAUCUCAUGGAAAGCAGGCAACAAUAGCGUUAGGUGUAAGAGAACUUCAAAUACUUGUCAAACGACUAGAGUGA